AUGCCUCCCCUCUCAACCCAACACCGCCGCCACGACUCCACCCACUCAACCACCUUCUCCCGCCCCUCCAUCCUCCCAACCUCGGGCUCAGGAACCAACCUAAGCGGCGCAGCACAACAACCCUCAUUCGGACCCAGCGGCAUGAGUGGCAGUGGCAGUGGCAGUGGCAAUAGCACCAGCGGCUCAACCCCGUCCAUGUCCGCUGCCAAAACCAGGCAGUACGCGCACCUCCACUCGCAGCUGGCACAGCUCAACGCCAACCUCGCUGACACUGAGAACCUGCUCCGCAUGACGGCUGUGCAGGCCGGGGAUAUGCGCUUUCUCGGUGGGUAUGUUGGGGCGCUGUUUAUGGGGUCGGCGAAGAUUUUGGGGGAGGAGGGGGUUAAGGGGAAUGCGGAUCCGGAUUUGAGGGGUAAGGGCCAGAGUCGGGUGGAUGAUGAGGAUGAAAUUGGUGGUAAGGAGGGUAUCAAAAGGGAGGAGAGUGAUGAGGAUUGA
Molecule: messenger RNA, 495 nt
Organism: Penicillium alfredii
Lineage: Eukaryota; Fungi; Ascomycota; Eurotiomycetes; Eurotiales; Aspergillaceae
Product: DASH complex subunit HSK3 family protein
Exons: 1
Coding region: 1-495 (164 amino acids)
Biological process (GO): attachment of spindle microtubules to kinetochore
Cellular component (GO): DASH complex
Source: RefSeq, a predicted model, not a curated record